Orussus abietinus is the source of this 4551-nucleotide messenger RNA. RefSeq names its product methylcrotonoyl-CoA carboxylase subunit alpha, mitochondrial (gene Mccc1). The record is from RefSeq and is a predicted model, not a curated record. Gene Ontology annotation, molecular function: methylcrotonoyl-CoA carboxylase activity; ATP binding; metal ion binding. Bases 675 to 4124 code for a protein of 1149 amino acids. The transcript is spliced from 20 exons. Gene Ontology annotation, cellular component: mitochondrion. NCBI's taxonomy places the organism in Eukaryota, Metazoa, Arthropoda, Insecta, Hymenoptera, Orussidae.
UAUGUUAAUGAGGUUACAAAAGAAUAGAUCUUAAUGUGUGGCAUACAAUAAUUUAUGAUUGACGAGAGACUAUAUUUUAGUUGCUUUAGUUUAUGAAUAUACGAAAAACACAUUUAUAUUGAAUAUACUAGCUGAAUAUUCGGCAUGUCAUCCACCAAAAGAAUGAUGAUGAAUGCUUCUAUUUUAAAAGCUAUUAAUAAUUAAAAAGUAAAUAUAAAUAAAAACCUCCCUUUGCGUAGUCUGUUAGCUUAGUUGGUAGAGCCUCGUGCUAAUAACGCGAAGGUCGUGGGUUCUAUCCCCACAUGGAUCAGCUUUUUUAUAUGAUAAUGUAUUAAAAAAAAUAGAUGGACCGCUACUGCAUUCAAUUGACCGAGUCGAAAUUAAACGCACAUGCAAAGGCAGAUACAAAUGCGAACAAUUGAUAGCCGCAGUGAAUGAAUUGAAAUUCAGAGAUAAAAAGUCUCCUUGAAUAGCAGUAAACACCUUAUCGUUUACGUAAGUGUGCCGAAUAUGAUCCAAUAUCGCAGGGCAUUCCGUGUAUCGGUGUUUCUUGCUUCACUAUAUGAACCAAUGAAAACAAACUCUACAAGGAAAUAUAUGUAGAUGUAAUUCCGAUUGCAUGUGAUCAUUCCCACGCGAUACUUUAUAACACUACUUAACGGUACGAGCAAGUCAUGAAUCGCAUAGGAUGGAUAAAACCACUACUUGGAAAGGGAAGCUUAACCUCCUUUCCAGAGCGUGAUUUUUCAUUGGGCACAGCCCUGAAUUUUAACAUCGAUAAGAUACUUAUAGCGAACAGAGGAGAAAUAGCAUGCCGCAUAACCAAAACGGCCAAAAGACUUGGUGUAAAAGUUGUUGCGGUAUACAGCGAUGCAGAUCGACAUGCGAUGCAUGUCAAUUUAGCAGAUGAAGCGUAUAAUAUCGGCCCUGCUCCUUCUGGUCAGAGUUAUCUUCGCCAGGAUAAAAUUAUAUCUAUUGCCAAAAGGUCAAAAUGUCAGGCCAUACAUCCAGGAUAUGGAUUCUUGUCGGAAAAUAUGGAAUUUGCAGAACUCUGUCACAAAGCGAAUAUAAUUUUUAUCGGGCCUCCUGCGAGUGCAAUCCGAGACAUGGGUAUAAAGAGUACUUCGAAAGCUCUCAUGGAUUCUGCUGGAGUUCCUAUUGUCAAAGGUUAUCAUGGCGAAGAUCAAUCAAACGGAACAUUACUAAAGGAAGCAAAAUGCAUUGGAUUUCCAUUGAUGAUCAAAGCAAUCAGAGGUGGUGGAGGAAAAGGUAUGAGAAUUGCAAUGAAGGAAGAGGAUUUCCUGGAAACACUAGAAUCUGCUCGAACCGAAUCUCAGAAGGCCUUUGGUGAUUCCGGUGUUUUGUUGGAACAAUAUAUUGCUCAACCGAGACACGUAGAAGUACAAAUUUUUGCUGAUAAACAAGGGAAUGUCGUCCACUUGUUUGAGAGGGAUUGUUCCGUACAAAGAAGGCAUCAAAAAAUUAUCGAGGAAGCACCAGCGCCAGGAAUUUCAAAAGAGCUUCGCUCGGAAUUGGGCGCUGCAGCUGUACGUGCUGCAAAAGCUGUAGGAUACGUCGGUGCCGGUACAGUAGAGUUCAUUAUGGAUCGAAACAGUCACAGUUUCCAUUUUAUGGAAAUGAAUACCCGUCUUCAGGUGGAACAUCCUAUCACAGAAGCGAUCACUGGAACAGAUCUUGUCGAGUGGCAAUUAAGAGUGGCAGCUGGUGAAGACUUACCACUUAGACAAGAAGAAAUUCAACUAAGAGGUCAUGCAUUCGAAGCAAGAAUUUAUGCCGAGGAUCCCAGGAACGGUUUUUUACCUGGUGCAGGUCGAUUGUUGCAUUUAACUAUGCCUGUUGUGGAAAAGCAUAUCAGAGUUGAAACAGGAGUAAGGCAAAAUGAUGAGGUCUCGGUGCAUUAUGAUCCAAUGAUUGCAAAAUUAGUGGUUUGGGGAAAGGAUAGAGACGAAGCUCUUCGUGUACUCAGGGCCAAACUCUUCGAAUGUAAUAUCGUUGGGCUUGAGACGAAUGUGGAAUUUGUCAUGGACUUGUGCUCUCAUCCUAACUUCCAGAAAGGUCAUGUCCAUACAGGUUUUAUCGAUGAACACAGUCAAUCGUUAUUUCCCAAAUUCCAAGUACCAAGUAAUGUACUGACUCAAGCUGCUUUAACUUUCAUCUUAUACGAAGAGUAUGAAUGUCUGAAAUCGAUAAUAAACGUUAAAAGUCACAUCGACCCUUUUGCUGUCGAAGCGGGAUUUAGGAUGAAUAAUAUUUCAAUGAGAACGUUUCGUUUUAAUGCACAAGGGGAAGAAUUUGUUAUCGACGUAAAGUAUGUGGAACCAGAAGUGUAUGCCAUCAGAGUUAACAAAUUAGGUCCUUGGAGACAAGCGACAGGAAUAUUAACGAAGAAGGAUAAUAUUAUGGAAUUAACUUCGGAGAUUGAUGGAUUAACAUCCCAAGCAAGAGUUGUAAAGAUCAACGAUGAAUUAAAUCUUUUCGCCAGUAAUCAUAAAUGGCAGUUUACGAUACCAAAGCCAGCAUUUAUUUCUGCUAUCUCUAACGAUGCAGAUGACACGAAAGGAGCAGCGGUGAGUCCGAUGCCAGGGGUUGUUGAAAAAAUUUUUGCAAAACAGGGUGACACGGUACAAAAAGAAGAUCCACUAGUUGUUAUCGUAGCAAUGAAAAUGGAGUACAUCAUCAGAGCGCCGUCAGCUGGGGUGGUCGAGAGUGUCCUGUGUGCGGUUGGUGAAAGCGUUAACAGAAAUAAACUUUUAGUCAAGUUGUCCGAUCCUGUAGAAAAUUCCGGCGGAAAUGCGACGGCAGACGGAAAACCGUCCAGGAAAUUGAGCUCGGUGGCAAGAGCUCUGGCAGCCGUCAAUGCGGUGUCGAGGCAGUACCGACCGGUUGGUGAACGCAUCGUAUAUCCAAGGAACACGAGGACGCUGGCCAAGACCCCCGUCACCGGCGGGGCUCCCAUUCGAGAAGAUGUCUGUAUGGCUCUGAGAACUCUGGUUUUUGGGAGCUGCGCCGGUCCACCGAAACCAGAAUGGGCCAGGACUGGCUUGACGUUCAGGACUUCUGGACAGAGUAUGGCUUUUGGAUUACGAGCACCAAGAAAUUCUACUCGUGGGUUCGUCACCGCCGUCCAGGCCGUCAUGUUGAAACACUACUUGUUCAAAGGCAACAAACAAGAUAAUCGAAUCGUUCCCGACGCGUUGCUGAAGCCGAAUCACGACAAGCAGGUCGAAGUCUUGACGUCUGCCAUCGCGGAAAUUAUUUGGCGAUGUGCCGGUGGAAGCGCGUCUUCGAAUCCCGGAUGUUCGGCCGGCUUCAAUACGGUUAGCAAUGUCAUUUUGCCAAAGGCGAUCGUUGCUUUGCCGCAGGAGACCGCUUACAUGCAACACGGUGUACAGUACUUCCAGGAUGGGUUGACGGAAACCCUCCACCUCUUCGAAUUCACUUCCUUGGACGACCUGGAGAUAUUCGUCAAGAGAUAUCUCUACUUGUUUCAGGACGAGGGAGGACCAGGGGCUAAAUUAUUGUUGUACAGCGCAGUUUUAUCCAGGGGCCUUUCCAAAGUUCGAAGCGACCUCGAAGACUCAAAGACGUCUAUUUUAAGCGGAUGUCCAGAGGAGGGUCCUAUAACGGUUGUAAUGCUGGCUUUGACAGGCAGAGCUUCUCCUCAUCUUCACAACGGGGUUCUUCAUGUCGGGGACGAAGACACCUACGCAGUUCCACAGUGGGGCGUCCUUUUAAGGAGCGAAGUAGGCUUCCUGGUGUACGAAGGCGAAAGCCAAGGAGAAAAGCAGCCAGGAUCUCGUCUGAAGACUCCGAGUUUGCCAAUUUGGAUGACACUCUGCCUGGGUCAUUACGGAGUACUCUUUAACACGAAUCGAGAGCUCUUGAGGAAUUAUCACGCCGAGCGACGGUUCGACGUGCAGUACUACACCUGCGGUGGGAGUCAUGCUACAUUGACCGUGGAUACGAGAGCCCACGACGUGGCCUCUGGUUCCGAUGCGUCCACCAAGGACUCCUUGGACAUGGCAGCUACUCCCCUGGAAAAACUUAUUCACUCCAAGUGGCAAGACGCCCAGAUCCAAUGGAAUGGAACACCGGUCCUGUAACGACGAGUCGACGGACACGGGUCGUAUGUCAACGGAAGGUGUCACGUCGUAGUGCACUACGUGCGAUAACUCCACCUGUAAAUAAUACCUUAGUUUACUUAUCGUUAAAUAAUCGUUACCAAUACGUGUAGCGUAUCGGCGCAGGUCGUUCAUCCGUUGCGGCAGUUCCGAGUAGAAGAGAUCGCUCUCCCUCUCUCUUUCGCUUUCACGCAUUCGACGCGACGUCGAAACGCGAGGAAAAAGAGACGGGGAUGUUGCAAGGGAAUCGAAGGUGAGUCUUCACUAGGGGUUGUCGAAAAUGCCGAUCGAUCCGCCUAGGAAACGGUUCACCGUCCCCUGACUUACGCGAUCGCGCCGCGAGGCACCGAAAAAUUCUUACUCGGAGAAAACCAGAAGAUAAAAUGAUUAAAAACUGAAUAAAUUGAGG